UACCAUCAGAAAACCAACUUGUCAGUUGUGAUAUUGCAGAUACGUAGCAGGAAAAUCAAUUCAUUGAAUCUCGUUAGCCUGAUAAUAAAUACCAGUCAACCCCUGAGUACCUACAAAAACGCCGCUCAAUUCACCCACUUUACCAUGCUUUACUCGUUCUACAUCUUUGAUAGACACUGCAACUGUAUUUACCAUCGUCGGUUUUCCCUUGUGGAUGAUGGGGCCACAAAUACGGAUAAUGAAUCGGAUGUGGCAAAGCUCCUCUUUGGGGUUUUGUACUCGUUGAAAAACAUCUCUUCGAAGCUUGGUGACCAGUCAACUAAUGCGGGUGGCUUCAACUAUUUGAAGUCUUUUUCCACCUCAAGUUUUCGAAUUCACUUUUUAGAGACCUUGUCCAACUUGAAGUUCGUGUUGAUAACUGACAACUUGAUUGACAACGUGCGAAGCGUGUUAUGGGAGUUGUAUUCCACAUAUUAUUUGAAUAAUAUCGCUUUAAACCCAUUAAGCCCGGUGGACUUUAAAGGGGAUGAGAAGAUCACCAACCCCAAUUUCAUCAGCCAAACUGAUCAGUUUCUUAGGUCAUUACCGGUGUACGGAGGCCAGUGAUUGCUUAGGAAACCGGGAUAGCGGCAGCAAUCAGACAAGUCCGCAUCAUCACGGUCGCGUUCCCCAAAACACCGGCAUCCCGGCCUUAACUAUGGGUGUUAGGGUGCGAAAUUCCGGCCCAUAGAUUUUUCCAGUGCAUCAGGUUUUGUGAAGUCUAUGGUUAUACUCUAUAAAAGGAAAUUAAGUUCCCCAAGGAAUGUAACUUCCAUAAUUAAAUCAAGUAUGUCAGAAACAGAAUUCAAAUUCAAGUCAAUACACCAUGAAAUAAGUUUGGUAACUAUUAUAGCCAUGGCUCAGAUUCUCUGUCAAGGUAGUAUAACCAUGUCAAUGAGUAUCAUGGAUGUCGUGUUGAAAUCGUUUCCUGGAGAAUACCAGUCUUCUAUUAAAGUAUGGUUUAUGGGUUCUUUUGCCUUGACGCUUGGAACCUUCAUCUUAAUCUCAGGAAAACUUGGUGACAUAUAUGGCCUCAAAUGUAUAUUUGCC
Yamadazyma tenuis ATCC 10573 is the source of this 1089-nucleotide messenger RNA. Its product is annotated as TRAPP subunit. Lineage: Eukaryota; Fungi; Ascomycota; Pichiomycetes; Serinales; Debaryomycetaceae. The record is from RefSeq and is a predicted model, not a curated record. Gene Ontology annotation, cellular component: TRAPP complex. Gene Ontology annotation, biological process: endoplasmic reticulum to Golgi vesicle-mediated transport.